AGAAGAGACCAAUAGGAAAACAAGAGAUGUGGCCUUGUGCUCUGAUGGCCAAUGACUAUCUGAGUGAGCUUUGGCGGGUAUUUCAGGUUGGCGGGAAUUAGCUUUAGAAUAUCAGCGAUCGCGGUUCAGUUACCGGUGGGUCUCGUGCGGGUAGUGAACGGCUUUUGGUGUUUGUGUGAGCUACUUUGUGUGGCCGCCAUCAUCCUCAUGUUGUGUCGCUCCCUCAUUCGCCGUUCCCAAGCCGGACCGCAAGGCCUGCUGCCAGAGUUUCCCCUAUACCACGUCUUAAAUCGUUAUGAGUGUGCUAUAUCAGAUGACCAUCCUUCCUAUGGAGAAAUGGAAAUGCCAGUUCCUCCUUUUGGCUGUGCCUUUUCAACUGCUCCAGAGCUGCAACACAUACUUGCUGUUGCAAAUGAAGAGGGAUUUGUUAGGCUAUAUAAUACUGAAACACGAGCAAGUGACAAGCAGAUUUUUAGAGAAUGGCAAGCUCACUCUAAUGCUGUUUUUGAUCUGACCUGGGUGCCCAGUGAACAAAGAAUUGUUACUGUUUCAGGAGAUCAAACGGCUAAAGUGUGGGAUGUAAGGACUGCUGAGCUGUUAGGAGUGUGCCGAGGACAUCAAUGCAGCCUCAAGUCAGUUGCUUUUUCCAAAUUUGAGAGAGCUGUGUUCUGUACUGGAGGAAGAGAUGGAAACAUCAUGGUUUGGGACACUCGAUGCAAUAAGAAAGAUGGGUUUUACAGACAAGUGAAGCAAAUAAGUGGAGCCCACAACAUAACGGACAAGCACAUGCAAUCCAAACUGAAGAAGAAAAAACAGUCUGGAAGAAGACUGGCUCCUGCAGUGGAUUUCCAGCAGAGUGUGACAGUGGUGAUACUUCAAGAUGAACACACCUUAAUUUCUGCAGGAGCAGUUGAUGGGGUAAUUAAGGUAUGGGACCUGCGCAAGAGCUAUACCACAUAUCGACAGGAUCCAGUGCCAUCUAGGUCUUUCAGCUAUCCUGGGACCAGCACUCGUAAACUUGGUUAUUCUAGUCUUGUUCUGGACUCCACUGGUACCAGCCUCUUUGCUAACUGCACUGAUGACAUUAUAUAUAUGUUCAAUAUGUCAAGUCUGAAGGACUCUCCAGUAUCGACUUUCAAUGGACAUCAGAAUUCCAGUUUCUAUGUCAAAUCAGGCAUCAGCCCAGGUGACCAGUUCUUGAUCAGUGGCUCAAGUGACCAGAGUGCCUGUAUCUGGAAGGUGUCGGAGCCUCAGCUUCCUCCCAUAAUGCUUCAUGGUCACAUGGAAGAAGUCACUUCAGUUGCUUGGUGUCCUUCUGACUUUUCCAAGAUUGCCACAUGCUCCGAUGACAACACCAUAAGGAUUUGGCGCUUAAGACGAGGAAAGGAAGAUGAGUUAUCAAACAAAAGCAAUGUGGUGUCCUCAGCCUGUCGGAGGAAAGUGGGAGAACAGAAUGAAAUAGAAACUCUAAGCAGCCAGCAGAGCACUCCUGCUAAAGUUACUACAAUGAGCAGCCCCCAUAUUUCUUCACCACAGCCUGCAGCUUGUGCUCCAGCUUACAUGGGAGAUCUUCCUCUUCCCACAAACACACCCUCAUCAUCUUCUGUCACCCCAUCAGCCACUCUGGCCUAUACACCAGCAAGGCAGACGGAAGCCACUUCUGGUGCUUCACCCAAAUCAGCAUCUUCCUCAAUUAUGUCCAUCAGGCAGUGGGUUACCAAGACUCCAAAUUCAUCUCCUGUCUUGAGGGGAGAAAAGACACUUUCUCCACGAAAAGCCCUGGCAGAGAUUUCUCAAAUUCUCCCUGCAGUCCCUUUCACUCCUAAAUCCAUAUAUUUGCAGCCUGAAACACGAGCCAAGAGGAGACUGGAAUCCAGCAAGGACAUUAAUGCAAAACGGAAGUACCCCAAAAGUUGUAGUUGUGUGACAGACCUUGAUGAAGUGCCUAAAAAAUCCAGGCUAGAACACUACAUUCCGACAGUGAAUUCAAAACCCUGUGGUGGAAAAUGUCUGACUCUUAAUGGACUAGCAAAGACUAUUCAAAGCCGGAAGGAGCCUUCCUCUCAACAUCCAGCAGACUUAACUAAUUUCCUAGUUCCUCUCAAGGUCUCUUGUGGUAGAAUGGCUGACAAAGAAAAUGGUUUGGCUGACAAAAACUGGCUGUCUGCUUUGGGGGUCAGGCUGCGAACUAACAGAUCCGAAAACCAGAAUGCAUCAGGCAACAAUGUUCAGUCAUCACAGAGUUCUAGCACAAGACAACAGGAACCUGGGGCAGGAAUUGGUUCACCAGCAUCAGUUUCAAUCACUUCUGUGCCCAUGCGAAAGAUAUGCACAUACUUCCAGCAAAAGUCACAAAAAGAUUAAGCAGUGUUCUGCAUUUGCUGCAACAUUUUGAUGUACUUUAUGCUACUGAGAGUCAAUUGUGUCACCCAUAGAAAGACAGACCAGCGUUCUCAGCCUUUAAAGUUUUAUUUCUGCUCUUCCCCUCCCCCCCAUUAUUUUCAGUUCUUUUAAAUUCUGUUACCCAUUUAUCACAUUAAAUUAGGUAAGACAUUGGCUAAUGGAAAGGGUUGCUCAGUUAAAUGUAGAAAAACUGAUUGGUUUUAAAGUGAAUGUUGUAGUUUUUAUUUUUCUCAUAGUGUUUGUAUUCUUUGAAAACAGCCAUUAAGAUCUGGGGAUGUAAUACUGAUUGUUAUUAAGUUGAUUGAUAUUAACCUGUGCACCACCUUGAGCCCUUUGGGGGAGGGCAGUCUACAAAUGUCAUAAAUAAUUCUUGUACUUACACAUGUGUAUUACCAUGACUGUACUCUUUCUGUGGUGAAAUGGGUGAAUUAAUCCCCUAGAUUAUUCUGAGCCAGUUGCCACUGAAAGAAGUGCCUCUAUAUGGAGCAACACUGUUUACCAAUGCAAAAAUUGACACUGUAAAUGAGAACUUGUUAUCUGUAACAUCAGGCUUCUAAAAAUUGCUGUGAUUCCCUCCCCACUUUCUAAUAGACUAGAAUAACGGCACAGGACUAGACUGUAACAAUUAUUUUUAGCCCAGUGCAUUUUUUGCUUCCAUAUUGAUUGAACAAUCUAAACUGUAUCAAUAUAUUCCUUAAUAUGGUCUCAGCUGUGGAUACUUGUUUGUGGAUUGAGGCCAUAUACAGAGAAGUGUGAUACUUCUACAAAUCUGGGGGGACAGACAUGUUUGUAGAAAAAUCCCAAACCUUUCCAAAAGGGAGAGUUAUGAAAAAAAAAAACCAAAUGAACAUUACCUUUGCAAGAACAGACAAUUUAUGUCCCAACCACUGCUGCAAGUGUGUGAUGGGAAAGGAGUCAUGGCUUGCUCCAUUGAGGGGCGGAGGGGGUGCUACAGGAGUCACCACAGUGCUGAAGAUGGUAGGGAGGAUGAGGAAGUGAGCACUCUGGGAGCCAGUGCUGCCACUCCCAUUACCAAGGUAGUGAAGUUGCAGGCAGGUGUGGGAGGAGGAGGAGGAAUUGGGAACUUCUGCUACCCACACCCCAGUGACAGAGGCAGUCAGCCUAGGGAGGAGAAGUGGAUGGGAGAUGACAAGGGACUAGAGGCACCAUUGGUAGUGGGGAAGCAGCAAAUGAGAACAGCAGGGUGCUUCUACAACCAGGAAUUCCCCUUCUCCUUUAGCUCCUUGCAGCCUCUUGCUUUUCUCAUAAAAUUGUGGUAGUUGAAUAAUUUUUCCCUCUUUGAAAUAUUCAAGCAGUUGUUUAUAUACUGUAUGUUGCAAAUGGGCUACUGACAUAGCUUUGUGAUCCUUUAUCUUUUGCCUUUAAGUGAAUUUUCAGGCUUCAGUCUGUUUUCACUAAACAGUUUAAAGAUAAUCUCAUGGCACCUUUAAGUCUAAUGAAUGAUUUGUGACACAAGCUUCCAGAGACAAUUCAUGCAUGAAGUGCUCAUAUAAAUGAUCAAGUAUAUAUACCUGACUAUAGAAGGGAAGAAAAAUGUGUGCUGUGUGAAGUGUGGCCAAAUGAUCAAGCCAUGCAAGCGAUCAGUAAGUCUGGCCAUCAGAAUUUGAUCUGAACAAAUCUUGGGAAUUGCUAUUGUGGUACAGAAAUUAAUUUAAGUAUGUGUUUAUACUGUUAAUUUGCCGAAGCCUAGUCAUCCUAGUUACAACCAAUCGGGUCAAGCCCUUGCACGCUAUACUUGUAUCCCUUUAAAGUGACUCUGUAUUCAUUUGUACUGUGUGUAGCGCUGAGGCACCUGCUGUAGACUUGCAUUGCUUAAUGUUUUCAGCCUCACUUUAUAUUUCCUCCUCUCACUAUGCUUUUUAUAUCUAUCUCAUUAGGUAGCAACUUCAUGCAUCUAAUGAGAUGGCUUUAGCUCACAAAAACUUAAUGCUGCAGAGGAAAUUUGUUAGCCUGUUUCAGCAAAGAGAAGUAUAUUCUGUGGCACCUUAAAUGCCAACACCUGUCCCUCUGAAGUUUCUCUGUUUAGGAUAGCUCUUAAAUUUUGCUGUUGAGUGCAUUUCUGGUUUUACAGUCACAACAAUACUUGCUUGAAAGGCAGUCCCGCUUAUUUACACUACUGGGUGAGUUCAUGCCCUACUUUUCUCAAGCAAAGUAAUAGUGGAGUGCUUUGAGCUUGGUUGAUGAGGGGAAAGCUUAACACAAAUACCACUUCCUUAACCAUUGUUACAUGGGAGAUAGUGCUCAGUUUUGAAAAUAAGAUUUAUCUUUGUCUCUGAAAUUAAAAUUUUAAAAGAUGGUGAGUGGAAUAUGAAAUUCACAUUUUCCUCAAUGUCUCAGCACUGGAGUCUGGUUUCAUUUUAGUCCUUGGUUAAGGGAGUGAGAGUCCUGGCUAGUAUAAAAAGAUAUUUUUCCAUUUGGUUGUUCAGGUUGUGGUAUGGAAAUCUGCAAUUUCAAUUUUAAUUGUUUAAUACAUUUUAGCAUUAUUUUUGUGACAUGAUAAGCUGUUUACAGGUGUUAGCAACCAGAUGUUUGCUUAUGUAAACACAUGGUCUUGAUCCUGCUGAAGCUAAUUGUGGCUAAAUUGCAAUGAAAAAUAAAUUGAAUGCAAUUUGA
Messenger RNA from Heteronotia binoei (common prickly gecko), 5037 nucleotides. RefSeq names its product denticleless E3 ubiquitin protein ligase homolog (gene DTL). The record is from RefSeq and is a predicted model, not a curated record. Gene Ontology annotation, cellular component: nucleus. Bases 208 to 2364 code for a protein of 718 amino acids. NCBI's taxonomy places the organism in Eukaryota, Metazoa, Chordata, Lepidosauria, Squamata, Gekkonidae. Gene Ontology annotation, biological process: proteasome-mediated ubiquitin-dependent protein catabolic process; mitotic G2 DNA damage checkpoint signaling. Gene Ontology annotation, molecular function: protein-macromolecule adaptor activity; protein binding. The transcript has 15 exons.